Centropristis striata (black sea bass) is the source of this 2701-nucleotide messenger RNA. It is a transcript of the gene itprip, whose product is annotated as inositol 1,4,5-trisphosphate receptor interacting protein. Gene Ontology annotation, cellular component: membrane. The record is from RefSeq and is a predicted model, not a curated record. Bases 218 to 1831 code for a protein of 537 amino acids. The transcript is spliced from 2 exons. NCBI's taxonomy places the organism in Eukaryota, Metazoa, Chordata, Actinopteri, Perciformes, Serranidae.
CACUCAGUCAGGAAAUGCGUAAGAAAAGAAAAAAACUCUGUGCAACAGUUUCCCUCGCUGUUCACAUGGGUCUGUCGAGGCUGAUUACACCCAGAGAGAUCGCAGCAUAUAAGUUUAUCAUAAUGAAUAUAGCCAGAGAACAACAUACAGGAUCUGAUUUGCAGCUGCCCAGACAUCUGCAAGGUGCUUAAAUGUGCUUUUCAGAAACGAACUGAAGAUGCAGGGGGCCAUUGCCCGAGUGUGUAUGGUGGUGGCUGCUGCUAUAUUAAACCAUCCCUUGCUUUUUCCCCAUGAAAACACGACGCUCCCAGACCAGGACGAGGAGCUGAUAGCUCGCAUGCAGGAGCAUGAGGAGAGGCUGAAAGUGGAGCAGGCCAGGCUGGAGAAAGAGCUUUCACAGCUGGAGGCUAAACAGGAAGAAACCAGCACAGAGGAGGGUUAUAGUUGGUACUUUUGGAGCACUUUGUCUUUCGUCAUAUUCUUCACUAUCGAGAUGUGCAAAGGGGAUCUUUCUGAUGCAGAAAUACGACCAGUUGAGGAUGAAGACAUGUUUUCAGAGAGUGGAUCCAUCACCCCAACAACAAUGGUGCUGGAUAAAGUUGAUCUUGGCAACUUCUGUGACAAAUGCACCCACACAUCAGCCCAUGAGAACUGGAGGAUAAGGGAGUUUGUCGAGGGUUUUGCUGAUGACUUGCUGGAAUCGCUCAGGAGCGUAUGUGACAGGGAGGCAGAUAUGGAAGUCGGGGACUUUGUCGGGAUUGGAAGCAUGUUCGAGUCCUGGAAGGUGUGCAAGCCAUUGAUGUGCGACCUUCUGGUGCCUUUCUCACCUCCACAUCCGUACGCCUUUCAGCCCCAUCUGUGGUGCAGCCCCUCCAGUAACAUGCCUCCAGACAUGCAGGGCAGCGGCAAGAUAAAGGUGACCAGGUUUGGGGAGAACGAGCAGGGCUGUCUCUGUGGCUCUGCCAACCUGGGAGAGGACAUGCUUUGUCUGCUGCAUAGCAGGGAUGACACUCUCAGAGUGGACCACAGUCCUGAUGAACUGCUGUGCUCCAGGAACACCAACUUUUUAGCCAAAGAUCAAGUCAUGAAGUGGUUUCAGAUCUCUGUCACCAAAGCAUGGGGGCGCAUCUCUCACAAGUACGACUUUGAGGUCACUUUUCGAAACCUGGAUGCCGCUGGUGCUCUGAAGAUCCGAUUCCCAUCAGGGAAAGUCAUUGUGAUGAACAUUGUACCAGGGGUUCAGCUGGAGGACACUGAUGCCUAUUUUGUCUCACACUUUCCAUCAGAUUGUGACAGCUCUCCUGACCCAUACUGGCCCCUCUCUUUUGCUGUCUACGAGAGGAAUUUGCUGAAACAUUUUGCUAAGCGCCUACCACAACAUUCCUGUCAUUUACACUGCCUUCAGAUUGUUACUUUCCUACACAGAAAGCAGACAGGGCUCACAGGAAAAAGUGCCCUCACUAACUACCACUUAAAGACCGCUCUGUUGCACUUGUUACUGAGUAGAAGGCCCUCUGUGUGGGGCAUUGGGAGUAUGGAGCAAAGGCUUCGGGACUUGCUCAGCUUCUUGCAGAGGAGCCUACAUGAGAAGAGACUUCAUCACAUUCUGAUCGGGAACAGGAAAGUGCCGGAACAAGUCCAGGUUCCUGAGAUGAUUCGCAAAGCAGAGCCCGUCAAUCUGUUCCGGUCUCUGGUGUUGCAGAGGGAGCUUUAUGCAGCAACAGUCAGACAUUUCCACGAGAUGUUGAGAAAUGCACCUGUGCUCAUACAAGAGUACACACCUCACUUAUCAAAUGGAGGUUUACACCGCAGACUCGACGAAAGUUUGUGAGCUUUGGCCAAGUUUCACAUCAUGACUGAAGAACUAGCAGAUCUCUAAAUAUCUUUCAGUGUUACUAAGAAUAAGGAUUUAAAUAGUUUCACCAGAGUACUAAAAUAAAAAGGUGCACACACAGCAGUUAUUUCAGUUACUGAUAUCUUGACAUAUAGUGUUUUUUGCUGCAGCUGCUUUCUUUACACAUGACUCAAAAUAACACAGCAGAAUUUAACCCAUUUGCAUCCCUACAAAAAAACUAUGUGAGAAGACAAAAAAUGUCAAAGCACCUGCCAUAAAAUCAUAUAUUAUUUUAAAUACCAGGUUGUUUGAGAUGUUGUCUUAACGUCAGUGAAAUAGAAUGCAAUAAUUUGAUAAUCAUUUAUAUACGUAUAUUCAGUUGAAGAAUGUACAAUUUAUUUUAUGUUCAAACUGACCCUUUUUUGGAAAUUUGAUGCAUUCUGUUUAUAUUUAUGUCCCAACUUCUUUGGAUUUUUCCCCCUGUAUAAUAAAUGCUAGGGGGUUCAUUUAUUUUCAUUCAGUUAGAACAUUGAUGUUGAUACAUUUUAUUUUUUGUAGAUUAAAAAAAACAACACGUUCUACAAGAUUUGAUGAGUUUAUUGCUUUUGAAACCUAAGUUUUCAGUAGUGCCUUUAAAAGAAGCAGAAAAGUGCACCCUAAAUAAAAGAUGAUAAAUUAAGCAAUGCAUUUUGCCAUCUACCUGAGAAAGAAAGCUUUUUUCAGUUUGGUUUAACAGAAAUACCUCUCAAGUUAUGCUAGUCUAAACAGGGAAUAAUUUACCAAAAGUUAUAGCAGUGUCUUUGUUUUAUUCAUACUGUUGCAAAUUUGAUGGCAGCUAUUACAUUUUGUAAUGUUGAAUGUGUUUUA